Molecule: messenger RNA, 2146 nt
Organism: Ricinus communis (castor bean)
Lineage: Eukaryota; Viridiplantae; Streptophyta; Magnoliopsida; Malpighiales; Euphorbiaceae
Product: endoglucanase 5
Exons: 11
Coding region: 19-1950 (643 amino acids)
Biological process (GO): carbohydrate metabolic process
Molecular function (GO): carbohydrate binding; hydrolase activity, hydrolyzing O-glycosyl compounds
Source: RefSeq, a predicted model, not a curated record
CUUGUAUAUAUAUGGUACAUGAACAUCCAUGCACACCCACUAGCUAGCAAGAGACAAGACAUUAUUUGUGUAUUAGUCAUGAGGAGCCUCAAGUUCGGCCUGUAUAUCUUCAUAGUUGGCAUGCUUGGCCUUGGGGCAGCCAUUGCUGCAGAGGCCUUUAACUAUGGUGAAGCACUUGAUAAGACCUUUCUUUUUUUUGAGUCACAGAGGUCAGGUAAACUACCUUCUAACCAGCGAGUCAAAUGGCGAGGUGAUUCAGGCCUGAAAGAUGGGUUUCUUCAAGGGGUGAACUUGGUGGGAGGGUACUAUGAUGCAGGGGAUCAUGUGAAGUUUGGGCUGCCGAUGGCAUUUAGUGUGACAAUGCUUGCAUGGGGAGCUAUAGAUUUCAGGAAAGAGAUCACAGCUUUGAACCAAAUGGGACACACUUUGUGGGCUAUUAGAUGGGGUACUGACUACUUCAUCAAGGCUCACACUGAACCUAAUGUUCUCUAUGCUCAGGUUGGAGAUGGUGACUCGGACCACUAUUGCUGGGAGAGAGCAGAAGACAUGACAACUCCACGGAAUGCAUACAAGCUUGAUCAACAGAAUCCUGGCUCUGACCUUGCUGGUGAAACUGUAGCUGCCUUAGCAGCAUCUGCCAUGGCUUUCAAGCCCUACAACUCUUCCUACUCCAAUCUCCUUUUGGUUCAUGCAAAACAGCUCUUCUCAUUCGCUGAUCGAUUCAGAGGUCUCUAUGAUGACUCCAUCAAGAAUGCUAAAGAAUUCUAUACUUCCUCAGGCUACUCGGACGAGUUACUUUGGGCUGCAGCAUGGUUAUAUCGGGCGACUGACGAUGAGUAUUACCUGAAGUAUGCUGUUGACAAUGCUGUGUACAUGGGUGGAACUGGAUGGGCUGUCAAAGAAUUCUCUUGGGACAAUAAGUAUGCUGGUGUACAAAUACUUCUUUCUAAGAUACUGCUAGAAGGACGCGGUGGCACAUACACCUCCACUCUGAAGCAAUACCAUGCCAAAGCAGAUUACUUUGCAUGUGCUUGUCUCAGAAAGAAUGAUGGCUACAACAUCCAGAUGACUCCUGGGGGGUUGAUGUAUGUAAGAGAAUGGAACAAUUUGCAGUACGCCUCUGCUGCUGCAUUUCUUCUUGCUGUCUACUCUGAUUAUCUUUCUUAUGCACAUGCCAAGCUCAGUUGUCCAGAAGGGCUGAUUCAACCUCAGGAGCUCGUCAACUUUGCUCAGUCGCAGGCUGAUUACAUUCUUGGUAAAAACCCCAAGUCAAUGAGCUACAUAGUUGGAUACGGACCACAAUAUCCACUUCACGUGCACCAUAGAGGUUCUUCCAUUGCCUCCAUAUUUGUUCUGCACUCAUCUGUUGAAUGCGUGCAAGGAUUUGAGACAUGGUAUCAUCGUACUGAAGCGAACCCUAAUAUCAUAUAUGGCGCCCUCGUUGGAGGUCCUGAUCAAAAUGAUAAUUUCUCUGAUGACCGUUCCAACUAUGAACAAACUGAACCUACACUUUCUGGUUGUGCUCCUCUUGUUGGUCUCUUUUCCAAGCUUCAAAGUUUGUCCGAGGCAACUGGUUACUACGGUAAAGAAUCAUCAGUUCCUCAUACAACAAAACCAGGCUACUAUCACCAAAAGACACAAGAACCCAACACAGUCACAGAUGUUCCAGUGGAAUUUGUUCAUUCAAUAACCGACACAUGGAGUAUUGGAGAAACAACAUAUUACAGGCACAAAGUGAUCAUUAAGAAUAAAUCGCAGAAGUCAAUUGAAGACCUUAAGCUGGUGAUACAAGAUCUCUCAGGAUCUAUUUGGGGUCUCUCUCCAACCAAAGAACACAACACAUACGAGCUUCCUCAAUGGCACAAAGGACUGAAACCUGGCUCAGAAUGUAGCUUUGUCUACGUUCAAGGUGGCCCACAGGCUAAAGUUAGAGUUCAAAGCUACCACUGAGAAACCCUUUUUGUAACAUAAAUUGCACUCAAGUUUGUCAAAGUAGAAAACGAACCAAACUGCAAUUCUAGGUCAUAUGGAGGGAUAAACUCCUCUUUUUUUUCUCUUUUUUUACCGGAAACAAUUUUAUACUGCAACUGUAUCUUCCUACUCAUCUGAAGACCGAUGAUUUCCCAAAUGAUCACUUCUAUUUUCA